UGAUAAAAAUCCCAGUUGUAGUUUUGAACCUAAUCGCAAAAUAUUUACUUGUUUUACUUGUGGCUUUAAGGCCAGCGAUAUAUUUAGUUUUUGGGCUCAGUAUAAGAAAAUUAACUUGGAAGAAGCGGUAGAAGAAAUUGGAAAAAUGGGCUAUUUUCCCCUCUCAAUUUGGCGGGAGAAAAAACAGCAAGAACAAAAAGAGAAAAAUAAAAUCUUUUACUUACUUUUGCUAAUCAAUGACAUUUAUCAGCAUAAUUUACUUAUCCAACCAGGUCGGGAAGUAUUAAAUUAUCUCCAAAAUGAGCGUCAGUUGGAUAAAAAAACGAUUGACCGUUUUGGUUUAGGAAGUAGCAUUAACAAUUGGCAAUUAACCAACAGCGAAGGGAAAAUCGUGGCUUUUGCGGCUCGGAAAAUUGGGGAAAUACCUGCCGGAGAGGGAAAAUAUAAAUACCUGCCUAGUUAUCAAUACUAUCAAAAAUCCUCCUUACUAUAUAAUUACCCAACCGCAAAAAAAAUGCGGUCGGAAGAGUGUUAUUUGGUGGAAGGAUUUUUUGAUGUCAUUAGUUUGGGCAAGGUAGGGGUAGAAAAUUGUGUGGCUCUGCUGGGAACCAACUUGUCAGAAGAGCAAAUUAAACUGCUAAUUGAGUUAAAAAAACGAAUUAUUCUCUUUUUAGACAACGACCAAGCCGGGCAAGAGGCUACCAUUAAUGUAGCCGUGAAACUGCUAUUGCGGGAGGUUGAUUGUGAAAUAAUAAAAAAUAAUUAUUCGGGCGACCCGGAUGAAAUCUGCCGAAAACAGGACAAAGAAAAUAUUCAAAAUAUACUCCAAAACCGCGAAAACCCUUAUUUAUUUAUUCUCCACCAUUAUUUUACCAAAUGA
Molecule: messenger RNA, 880 nt
Organism: Ambispora leptoticha
Lineage: Eukaryota; Fungi; Glomeromycota; Glomeromycetes; Archaeosporales; Ambisporaceae
Source: the annotation of a GenBank genome assembly